Molecule: messenger RNA, 4056 nt
Organism: Zea mays
Lineage: Eukaryota; Viridiplantae; Streptophyta; Magnoliopsida; Poales; Poaceae
Product: protein FAR-RED IMPAIRED RESPONSE 1-like
Exons: 10
Coding region: 1346-2503 (385 amino acids)
Source: RefSeq, a predicted model, not a curated record
CCUUUGGUUGCAGCCGCCCCCCUUCCCUAUUCCCCUUUGUGGCCGCCACCCCCCCCCCUCUCUCCCUCUCCUUCUCCCCCCAAGUGAUUGCAGCACCCCCCCCCCCAACCCUAGCCGCCCCCCCUCCUCUCCAUGGUGCAUCCUCCCCGCUUGGUACCCCGUCGUGUGGGUGCGAGUCUUCCAUUGGAGUUUGGAGGGAGGAAGAAGGAAGAAUGGAAGGAGGAAAGGAGGAACCCAAGGUGGUGGACUUCCGGAUCGUACUUAGGGAUUUGUCCGAACUUCCGGUAAAUGCAAGUAAAUACAGUGGUGGUUGCUACCGUUUGGUUUGCAUCCUAUUCCCUGUCAUUGAGUAUGCAUAAGUUUUAAAUAUGUUAAUCAUUGAAUUCUUUGAUGAAGUUUAUUUGUUUGGAAGUAUUAAUUCUCAAUUGUCUAAUAUUAUGGAUGAUCAUAAUUGGAUAAUGAUAUAUGUGGUGGAUUCCCAUCUUGGAUGAAGUUGAAGUAUCUUUUUUGAAUCACGUUAUGUGAAGUGUUGUAGGCAUGACAUGCACAUCGCAUCAUCCAUCUUGCAUUUUGAAGUUAUGUCGUGAUCUUAUGGUCCGACCGUACCGGUACAUUUUUAGCAUCGUACGUUGCCCGAGGAGGGGUACGAUGCGGCUUCAUAUCCUUAGAGGUAUGAAGGCAGAAGUCAUCCUUGCAUUUGCAGACAUUUGCAUUCAUGAGGAAUAUAUGAAGUGUGACAUUACUAUGUUACUAUUGUGGUUUCUACCUGCGAGGUGUGGUAACUAGGUGUGUUGUACGUUGUAUACGUGAUGCACCUUGGUAAUAAGAAGGUUGUGGAAUCAGGUGGUGGUAAAACAAUGUUCUUAUGUGGUUGAAUAGUUUGAUAUUAUUUUACUUGCUGAGAUGUGUCAUCUCACUCUUGCAUUACUCAAUGCAGGUACUUGAUACAUGUUGGGAAUGAGGGGAGUAGCAGCACGUCCACUUACACUCUCACAAUAACGCUGCCCAGGCGCAGCCAUGAUUUAAUUAGAAACUUAUUGUCAAAGGAAGUUUGUUUUUUAUAUAGUCGUGCGCACUGGUUAAUUCAGUUCAGGUCGUACGUUUAUAUUUCCUUGCUAGCCGAUUAAUAAUACUUAGUAUGUUUUUGUCAUGAUAUAUGUUUAUACCCUGUUGCCCCCUUAUUUAUGCAAUCUUGCAAAGGGGAUGCUGCCGAAAUUUUAUAUAUGGACGUCAGAAGCGUAGUUCAGUAGCAUUCUGGGUUGUUUGUGGAACCCGGGGUGUUACAACAGGACACACCAGUGAUUCUGUAGAGACAUGUAAGUACUAUAUAAUUGAUUUGGAUUAAAUGGUAUACAAUGGAAUGCAGCUAGAUGGUAUGAAAUGUUAUAUUGUGCAUACGAUGGAAAAUUAUGUAGGACACCAUACAACAUACAUGUUAUGGAUAUAUGUACAUACAGAUAUAUUUUAUUUAUUUGCACAGGAAGUUACAAUUGAUCCGAGGUUGGUACCUAAAGUUGGUAUGACAUUCAGUGGUGUGGAUGAAGCAUAUCAAUUUUAUAGUAGGUAUGCAUAUGAAGUUGGCUUCCCAUUGAAAAAGUAUAGGGAACUGAAAAAUUGUAAGUGGUUGAAUUGCUCGAUGGAAGGAAAGAGUGUAGUAAGGGGAAUAUCAAACCCAAAGGUACGUAAUACCAGCUCGAAGCGGACACAAUGCAAGGCCGGUAUGAAACUUAAAAAAAUUUAUGAUGAUGCCAAAGAGACAGUUAUAUCAGUGCGUAUUGAUUUGUUGCACUUGGAUCAUAAUCAUGAAUUUUUUAAGAAGGAUAUAGAAAAGAAUCAAUUACAAUGCAACAAGACGCAUGAUCCUGAAUACAUGGAGUUCAUAAGUUCAAUGCAGGAGAGUCGAAUCCCGCAACAUUGUAUUAUGGAUUAUGUUUCAGAAAUGCACGGUAGUCCUGAGAGUGUGCCUGUAACAGCACAGGACAUGUAUAACCUGAAAAAGGCAAAGCAACGAGAGAGAAAUGCAAAUGAUGUGACAAAGCUACUAUCUUUUUUUGCAUCAUGCAAAAAGGAUAAUCCACAAUUUUUCUCUGACUUCCAAUUGGAUAAAGAAGGAAAGAUUUUGAGCAUAUUUUGGUCACAUGCAAGCCAGCAAGGGGACUACAUGGAUUUUGGUGAUGCAGUUACAUUUGACACAACACAUAAGACUAAUCUGUAUGAAAAACCACUAGGUAUGUUUGUUGGUUCGAAUCACCACCUCCAUUGCACCAUAUUUGCUUUCGCAUUAUUUGGGGAUGAAACUGUUGAUACAUUUGAAUGGGCAUUCAACGCCUUCAAAACAUGCAUGGGAAUCAAAGGGCCACGAGUGAUGCUGCCAGAUCAAGAUCCUGCAAUGCCAGUAGCACUCGAGAGGGUUUUCCCACACACAAUACAUCGGUUGUGUCUAUGGCAUGUGCAAAAUAGGUAUAUGCCUUUUCUAAACGAGUUGUAUGCAAGGUUUGAGUAAAUGGACUUUAAGACAAGGUUCCAAUCUAUAAUACAUCAUCCUUUGACUGAGUUGGAGUUUGAGACUACAUGGUCAAUGCUACUUGAAGAUUUCCAUCUGCACGAUAACAUUACUCUCAAUAAGUUGUAUGGAAUACGUAAGGAUUAGGUGCCUGCCUUUUUCAAGAAUCAUUAUUGUGGGCUAAUGUUAUCUACAUAGCGAAAGCAUGAACAAGCUUGUGAAAAGUGCACAUGUCGAUGCAAACACUCCGCUUCAUCAAUUCGCCAAGCAAAUGAUGAAGCUUCUACACAGUAGAAAGAUGAAAGAGUCAAAAGAAGUAGUGGGAAGCAUGGAAAGGAAACAAACACGCUAUAUAUGUUUGAGAUAAGGGUUGCAAGAGCAUACACAAGGGUUGUGAUGAAUAAAUUCCAGGAGUCUUUGAAAUAUGCAACUACAUUCAAGAUAAUGCAUGAUCAAGAAGGGGGUGAAAAUGAUUGGGUAGUGCAGCAUACAACAAGAUCGAAUAAAAUUGUGUGGGGACAACACCAAUUCAAAGUGACAGUUGAUGAAGAGACAGGAAAGUAUACUUGUGAAUGCAAACAUUGGGAACAUACAGGGCUAUUCUGUGUACAUGUACUACGUGCGUUUAUGCAUCUUCAGAUUGAACGGAUACCUAAGGAAUACAUUUUACAAAGAUACACCUCUCUGCAAGGCAAGAUGUUCCGUUUCCAAGAGAUGAUAGGAAUUUGAAGGGAAAGGAUGGAGAAACAAAGUCAUAUAGACAGAAGAUGUUGCUAAAAAAGCUAUGAAAGUAGUGCAUCAUGCUAGUUUAUCAAAGGCAUGUAAUGAUAGAGCCCUAGCAGUAAUGGAUGAGCUUCUCGAGGUACUUUCGCGUUUGGAGACAGAUAUAGAAGUUGAGGAGACUUGUGGAACUAAUGGGGGAGAUGGUAUACAGGACGAUGAUGAAGACAAUAGAGACGUCGAAAUAGAUGGUGAAUUGGGUGAAAGGAAUAACAAGGAAAUUCAAGAUGUAUCUAAUAUACUUGAAGGGGGUGUGGACAAUGUUCAAAUACCUAUACCAAUACGUUCAUUUGAAGAGGAUCACGCGAAUAUGAAUGAGAGUGGUGACCAUGAACAAAAUGAUCAUGUCAGAAAGAAACUGGAUUUUGCAGUCGAUGGGAUAAGCUUGGCAAGACCAAAUAACUCAAAACCCAAAGGAAGAACAAUAAAGGGGAGUGAACAAAAGGUUAUUAAAUUGGGAGCAAAAGGUACAAAGAAAAUGAACAGGAAAUGCCAGAAGUGUGGAAUUGCUGAUGGUCACAACAGUAGGACAUGUUUGUCAUUGGAGGAGAAUAGAUUACAGUUGGCUAGCCUUGCUGGACGUAAGAGAGGACGACCUCCUGGAUCUAGGAACAAGGGUGGAAGUAACACUCCUCAUUGGAAUGAGACAACAACAUCAAAAAACACGCAAUUGAUUUUGAUAAUAGUGAGUCAGGCAAUGAUUAAUAUGUUGUAUGUGAUACGAAUAAUUCUUUUUUUGCAAUAAACAUUGCAUGAGUCACAAAUGAUUUAUA